Messenger RNA from Talaromyces amestolkiae, 1089 nucleotides. RefSeq lists its product as uncharacterized. The transcript has 2 exons. The coding region runs from base 1 to 1089 and encodes 362 amino acids. NCBI's taxonomy places the organism in Eukaryota, Fungi, Ascomycota, Eurotiomycetes, Eurotiales, Trichocomaceae. The record is from RefSeq and is a predicted model, not a curated record.
AUGGCUGCUAUUUCUGAGAUAUCAGCCGGUAUCGCCAAGGGUACCUUGACUGGCACGGAGGAUUCUCUUCUGGCGACAGUCAUAUGGCUUUGUGUGUAUGAAAAUUCGAGAGUUGAAGCCAGACGACAAAGCUCCAUUCAUGCUGCAGCUCUACGCAGGAUCCUCCUAUUACGUGAGCCAAUGGACUACAGGCAUGCAUCCAUGUCAGAACUGAUUUGGGAGCGAAUGUGUGUCGAGUCAUAUAUCUACCACAGUGCUGUCACGACAUUGUUCGACGGCCACACAAAUCUCAUAGAGGACACACUUGUGGUGCUGAAGAAAUUUGGUAGUCGCAUGUCAGCUGCAUUACCGGAUGUCGACACUCUUCAAACGGCCUUGGACGGUAAUGCAUCAUCACAAGCUAUUAUUCAGUCCCCGGUUCUUGGGGCUCCGUAUCAUAUGUUCCUCUUUCUCAUGGAAGGAACUCAACUCGCACGAGAAAUUUCUUCAGGGUAUAUGCCAGACGAAAUACUGGCGUGGUCGCGUUACUACGAGGUGCAAAGCAUGCAAUUUACUCUGGAGAAAACUGCCAGCAGCUAUUACGGUGACUCUCGCAGAUGGAUUGGCAAGUUAUAUGCCGUCGGAAUUCGACUAUUAUUUCUCUACAUUAUUUCCGCUUCAAGACACACCAAUGACGAAAUCCUUGAACACGAUCUUUCAUGGUAUACAGAAUUCGAAUCAACUCUAAAUGAGGCUCGAAAACUGUUGAUAACUACCGAAGAUGAUAUCGAUAGAACCUGGGGUAAAUUCUUCCUAUGGCCUCUCGCGAUCAUCGGCGCUGUGCUUUAUGACGCCAAUGAUAUCUUGCUAGUAAGAAGCUGGCUCGAUCGUGUCAUUCGUAAAAGCAACAGUAGCAGUGUCCUGGUUAUAAGAAAGGUUCUUGAAGAACGCAUCUGGACUGUGAAGCUCGGUAGUGGUGCCGUGAACGAUGCUCAUGGGGAUCAUGCGCAAGGCCUGUCAAUCAUCCUCGAUACCAACAUUAUGAAUCGAGCUGCUGGAUCUCUGCUCAACCAGAUGCCAUAUGACUUUUCAUGUCGCCAAAUCAGAUGA